CCCCCAGCAGCUGGGGGGGGGGCAUCCACAGUCAGCCCUAGCCCCCGGCAAGCAGGUGAGGAUGAGACAGGGAUCGGUGAAGAUGGACUCCCCCAGAGGACUGUGGGAAGCGUGGAGGCUUCACUCCAAUCCUGCACUCCAAGAGGAGGACCAGGAGCCCCACAUUCUACAAGAUCUCACACAUCCCCAGGGGUCUCUGCCUAGCUCGGAGAGGUGUGAGCAGCAGCGAGGCAGGGCUGACCCGCCCUGGGAGCCUGGCAUCCAGGCACCAGUAAGGUUCGAAGAGGUGGCCGUGUAUUUCACCGAGGAGGAGUGGCAUCUCCUGGAUGAAGGGCAGAGGCGGCUCUACAGGGAUGUCAUGCUGGAGAACUACACCAAUGUCAGCUUCUUGGGAUUCCCGGUCCCCAAACCGGCCGUGAUCUCCCAGAUGGAGCGAGGGGAGGCGCCGUGCGUCCCGGAUCUCCAGGGCUCUGAGUGGCGGGAGAUCCCAGCAGGUGCCGGGACGGGGAGUGAGAAUCCCCAGCAGAGAGUGUAUCUGUGCGGGACAUUCCUCUGGAGAUUGCAAGAGGACGUAUCCCAGAAUCCUUUGGGAGCAGCUCAGUGCAGGUUGUUCCCACCGAGGUCCCAAGAAGAUGUAUCCCAGAAUCCUUUAGGAGCGGAUCUGCGCGGGCCGUUCUCAGGGCGAUCCAAAGAGGACAUAUCCCAGCAUCCCUUGAGAGGGGAUCCACACAGGCCGUCCUCCACCCCGCGGGCCAGAGAAGCCUGUCCAGGGGCAGGAGUAGGGGGCCAGCUGGGGCUGUCCAGAGCCCCCCGACGUGGGGAGCGGCCCACCAUCUGUGGCGAGUGCGGGAAGGGCUUCCUGCAGAACUCGGACCUGGUGAAGCACCUUCGCACCCACACGGGCGAGCGGCCCUACAAGUGCGCCCAGUGCGGGAAAAGCUUCACCCAGAGCUCGGCCCUGACCCAGCACCGCCGCACCCACACGGGCGAGCGCCCCUACCCCUGCUCCCAGUGCGGGAAGUGCUUCACUGAGAGCUCGACCCUGGCCCAGCACCGGCGCAUCCACACCGGCGAACGGCCCUACCGCUGCCACCAAUGCGGCAAAGCCUUCAGCCUCAGCUCCACCCUGAAGAAGCACCAGCGCACCCACACCGGCGAGCGGCCCUACAUGUGCGAGGCGUGCGGGAAGAGCUUCGGGGAGAGCUCCCACCUAGCCAACCACCAGCGCGUCCACACCGGGGAGCGGCCCUACCGGUGCAAGGAGUGCGGCCGAGGCUUCAACCACACCUCCACCCUCUUCAAGCACCAGCGCACCCACACCGGCGAGCGGCCCUACCGCUGUGGGGACUGCGGCAAGGCCUUCAGCUGGAACACGGCCCUCAAGCAGCACCAGCGGAUCCACACGGGUGCCAAGCCGUACCGGUGCGGGGAGUGCGGCAAGACCUUCAGCUGGAGCUCCACCCUCAACCAGCACCGGCAGGUGCACUCCGGGGAGAAGCCCCACGUCUGCCCCGAGUGCGGCCGCGCCUUUGCUCGCACCUCCCACCUGGCGCAGCACCGGCUGGUGCACUCCGGGGAGAAGCCAUUCAAAUGCGGGCAGUGCCAGCGGAGCUUCAUCCAGAACGCCCACCUGGUGUCCCACCUCCGGCUGCACGCCGCCCCCGCCGGGCUGCCUCAUGGCACGCAGGAGGGCCCUGGGGACCGAGGCCUGGUUCAGCUCCCCUCCAUCGGGGUCAAUGGACCAGAUCUCCAGCUGGUGUCAAUUGGACGUAGCUCCAUCGGGGUCAAUGGACCGGAUCUCCAGCUGGUGUCAAUUGGACGUAGCUUCGUCGGGGUCAAUGGACCAGAUCGUCAGCUGGUGGGAAUGAAAGCUAUUAAUUAUCCUGACCAAGGAACUUCUGAAAUCACACCAGGCCGGAUUCUAUGUUCCUCUGCCCCUUUGCCGCCACUCCAGUGGGCUCCCUACGCUGGUCUCUGGUUACACUUUCCAGUUCCAACUGAGAAGCAACACAGCACCGAAAAUAUUCGAGCUGCCAGAUCGGCGUUGGCCUAUGGCCGACCCCCGGGAGUCAUGGAGCCCGUCCUGCAGCGCUGGGAGGCGGUGAGCAUCAAAGUGGAGGGAGAAGAGCCGAGUGCCACCGGGGAAGCCCAACAGGGGGUGCUGUCUCUGAGCCCGUACCCUGGGGCUGCAAGCCCCCUGGGCUGGGCUCUGAAAGAGAAGCCAGAGUUCCAGCAGGGAAUGGGUGAUGGUGAAAGCCUGGGGUGGGAUCCAGCACAGAAAGAUCUGGAGAAGGCUGAACUGCACCAGCUCUUACCGAUAGCAGACGUCCCCCAAGUAGAGCUGGGUGGGGCGCUGUCUGGAGGACCUGAAGGAAUCCUUCCCCAAGCGGAUCUGCUUAGGACGGUCUCUGGAGGAUCUGAAAGAGACAUUCCCCUACUGGAUCUGUGUGAGAUGUUCUCUGGAGAAUCUGACGGGGAUGUUCCCCAUAUUGAUCUGCAUGGGGUACCCUCAGGAGAACCUGCAGGGGAUGUUCCCCAGGUGGAUCUGGAUGGGAUGCCCUCAGGAGGAUCUGAAGAGGAUGUUCCCCAAGCGGAUCUGCAGGGGACGUUCUCUGGAGGAUGGGAAGGGGUGGACAUGCAGCAGUGGGGGGACUCUCGAGUGAGAACCCAGGGGAAGCCAGCCCAGCAUGGCAGCCUCCUUGCACCGGCCCCGGAGAAACCGUACAAGUGCUCGGUGUGUGAUAAAAGCUUUGGGCAGAGCUCCCACCUCAUCCAGCACCAGGUGUCGCACACGGGCGAAAAGCCUUACAAAUGUCCCGAAUGUGGCAAAGGCUUCACCUGGAGCUCAGCGCUGGCCCAGCACCGGCGCAUCCACCGCGGCGAGAGACCUUUCGUCUGCCCGGACUGCGGCAAAAGCUUCAGCCAGAGCUCCAACCUGAGCACCCACCGGCGCAUCCACACAGGCGAGAAGCCGUUCGUCUGCCCGGACUGUGGACGCGGCUUCAGCCAGAACUCCAACCUCGCGUCCCACCGGCGCACCCACACCGGAGAACGCCGCUACCGCUGCUACGACUGCGGGCGGGGCUUCUUGGAGCGGGUGGCGCUGGCUGAGCACCAGCAGGGCCAUGCCGGGCAUCGGCCCUACACCUGCGGGCAGUGCGGCAAAGCCUUUGGACAGAGCGCCAAGCUGGCCCAGCACCAGCGCAUCCACACCGGUGAGCGGCCCUUCCGGUGCGAGGAGUGCGGCAAAGGCUUCAACGACGGCUCCUACCUGGUCAAGCACCGGCGGGUCCACACCGGCGAAAAGCGCUACCGCUGCCCAGUGUGUGGCAAAACCUUCAGCCAGACCUCUAACCUCAUCACCCACCAGACCACCCAUACUGGAGAAAAGCCUUUCCGGUGUGGGGACUGUGGGCGUAGCUUCAUCCGCCGGGCUCACCUGGCUGCCCACCGGCGCACUCACACUGGCGAGCGGCCGUACCAGUGUGCCCAGUGCGAGAGGUGCUUCUCCCAGCGCUCCACCUAUGCCCAGCACCGCCGCACCCACACCGGUGAGCGGCCUUACCGCUGCCCUGACUGCGGCCGGGGAUUCAGCCAGAACUCCAACCUCGCGGCUCACCGGCGCAUCCACACCGGCGAACGGCCCUACCAGUGUGGCCAGUGCGGCCGGCGCUUUGUCCAGAGCUCUGCCUUCACCCAGCACCAGAAGACCCACAAGAAAGGGCAGGACCCUGCUCGGCUGUGCACAGCGGCUGGGGCGGGGGCAGGGGGGGGCCGGUCCCCAGCACCGAAAUCCCCCUCCAAAGGGGGGGGGAGGGGAUUGCAAAGGGAGCCGGGGUGUCCGGGGGCUGCGAUGGAGGAGUGGGCUCUGCUGGAUGAGAGGCAGAGGGAGCUGUACCGGGACGUCAUGCAGGAGAACUAUGGGGACGCCAUUUCACUGGGAUUUCCUGUCCCCAAACCGGCUGUGAUCUCCUGGAUGGAACGCGAGGAAGAGCCGUGCGUCCCGAAUCUCCAGGGCUCCGAGGAACAGGAGAUCCCAGCAGGUGACGGGACAGCGAGCGACAACGAGGAAGAGGAUGUGGCAGAGCCUCCCCAGCAGGAGGAAGAGCCUCCGGGUCCGGAUGCCCCCAACUGGGCCGAAGCCUGCGAGAGCUUGUGUCGGCCCCCGCAGCGAGGGGGCCGCUGGGGCCCGUACCCCCGGCGGCGGCGGGUCAGCACCGCUCCCCGGGCCGAACCGCGCUUCUUCGAUUGCCCCGACUGCGGGAAACGCUUCACGCUCAGCUCCCACCUCAUCCGGCACCAGCGGGUGCACACGGGCGAGCGCCCCUUCGCCUGCGGGGUGUGCGGGAAGAGCUUCUCGCAGCGCUCGGACCUGGGCCGCCACCAGCGCACCCACACGGGCGAGAAGCUCUACCGCUGCACCCAGUGCCAGAAGAGCUUCAGCGAGAGCUCCCACCUCAUCCGCCACCAGAUCAUCCACUCCGGUGAGAAGCCCUUCAAGUGCAACGUCUGCGGCAAGAGCUAUGGAGACAGCUCCUACCUGGCCGUCCACCAGCGGGCCCACACCGGCGCCCGUCCCUACCGCUGCCCCCUCUGCGGCAAAAGCUUUGGACGCAGCUCCACCCUCAUCCGCCACCAGCGCGUCCACGCUGGCGACGGGACGCCGGUGGAGGGCCAGCCCGCCCUGCCCGUGCCCCCGCCAGCCCCCCGGCCCAACGCCCGCCACCUCCGGAUAGUGGGGUGGCAGUGGGGGGUGGAGUGAAGGGGGCAGGGUGGGUGGGGAGAGGUGGGGGGCUUAGGGAGCAGUCGGUCGCUGUGGUGGGGUUGGUUGCCAUGGUGACUAUGGAGAGGAUCAGUGAGUUGGUUACCCUGGGGACUGGUCACUACGGAGAUUGGUGGGUUGGUUGCCAUGGAGUGGUUGGUAACUAGGGAACUGCUUGGUGGGUUGGUCACCGCGGUGGUUGAUUGCUAGGGAGGGCAUUGGUGGGUUGGUACCAUAGCAAUUAUAGGGAGGGGAUUGGUGGGUUUGUUACCGCAGUGGUUGGUCACUAAGGAGGGGAUUGGUGGGGUGGUUGGUAAAUAGCAGAUUGGUGGGUUGGUGACCUCGGUGGUUGAUCGCUAGGGAAGGGAUUGGUGGAGUUGUUGCCAUGGGGUGUUUGGUAACUAGGGAGCAGAUUGGUGGGUUGGUCACCAUGGUGGUUGAUCGCUAGGGAGGGGAUUGGUGGGGUGGUUGCCAUGGAGUGGUUGGUAACUAGGGAGCAGCUUUGUGGGUUGGUCACCAUGGUGGCUGAUCGCUAGGGAGGGGAUUGGUGGGUUGGUACCAUAGCGAUCAUAGGGAGGGGAUUGGUAUGUUGGUUACUGCAGUGAUUAGUUACUAGGGUGGGGGUCGGUGGUGCAGUUACCAUGCUGACUGACCACUAACAGCGAUUGGUGGAUUGGUUCCCAUGGUGGUUAGUUGCUAGAGCGAGAAUUGCUAAUUUGGUUAGUAAGGAUGAUGGGUCACUCUUGAGAGAGGGAGGGAAUUGGUGGUUUGAUUACUAGGGUGAUUGUUGCUAAGCAGUUGAUUGGCAGUUCGGUUACUAGAGGCUACUGGUCACUAGGGAGCGAGUGGAUUGAUGGUCUGUUUAUUAGGUGUGAAAUAUUGUUUGGUGGGGGGUGUUUGAGGCUCAGGGGGAUUAAAUUUGGGUGACGGGGAACAGAUUUUGGUACUCCCCAAACCUUUGUAGCAUUUAAUGAUGGUGCCCAGGGGGUUCAUACCCAGGAACCCCCCUAAUCCCAGCUCACCAGGAACCCCACCGUCACCACAGCCCACGUCCUAGUGCCCAACACAUGAGGCCCCCCAUUCCUUCAGCUCUCCCUGUCUCUGGGCCUCUGCUUGGUUCAGAGGGGAGGGAGGUGGAUUGACAGCCUCGGGGCAUGGGAUAGACUGACACCCCCUCACUGGGGGUAGCGUCCGCAGCAUUCGCCCAUUUCAGAACCAGCCGCCAGGACGGAAUAGGAACAGAUAUUUCAUCAGGGAGACGGGACUGCCGGGUGCCUGGGCAAAUCCUGUCCCUGGAGCACUGAGACGCCGCAGACUCCACACGGCAACGGGGAAAUGGAUGAAAACAAAUAUUUUCUACUUAGAGAGUCAAUGGGGCCAAAUCCCCAGCUGGGGUCACUCAGCUGCAGCUCCAUUGGGGUCAAUGGGGCAGAUCCCCAGCUGGGGUCACUCAGCUGUAGCUCCAUUGGGGUCAGUGACACCAGGGCCCCAAUCGGCCAUGACUCCAGUGGGAUCAAUGGGCCAGAUCUCCAAGAGGUGUCAUUCGGCCAUCGCUGUCUUGGAGUCAACAGUGCAAGGCUGGUUGACGGCAGCUGGCCAUGUAUCCUGGAAGUUCUCAGAUCUUGUGACACUAUAACACAACUGACCUUUAUAUUUAUUGACGGUUCCCGUCCCCAUCCCCUCAGCGUGCCCUAGGUUUGUCUAACUUAGAUUGUAAGCUUACUGGGGCAGGAACCUUUUUUUUUUAGACCUCUGUACGUGCACCGUGCAUAGCCACGGGGCUGCAGAAAUGUUUAUUAAUAAUAAUAAUAAUAAAUAAUAAUAAUAAAAACCUAACAAGGAA
Gopherus flavomarginatus (Mexican gopher tortoise) is the source of this 6605-nucleotide messenger RNA. RefSeq lists its product as uncharacterized. Lineage: Eukaryota; Metazoa; Chordata; Testudines; Testudinidae. Bases 62 to 4762 code for a protein of 1566 amino acids. The record is from RefSeq and is a predicted model, not a curated record. Gene Ontology annotation, cellular component: nucleus. Gene Ontology annotation, biological process: central nervous system development; regulation of transcription by RNA polymerase II. The transcript is spliced from 14 exons. Gene Ontology annotation, molecular function: RNA polymerase II cis-regulatory region sequence-specific DNA binding; DNA-binding transcription factor activity, RNA polymerase II-specific.